Branchiostoma belcheri (Belcher's lancelet) is the source of this 1182-nucleotide messenger RNA. RefSeq names its product cubilin-like. The coding region runs from base 109 to 984 and encodes 291 amino acids. Lineage: Eukaryota; Metazoa; Chordata; Leptocardii; Amphioxiformes; Branchiostomatidae. The transcript has 6 exons. The record is from RefSeq and is a predicted model, not a curated record.
UCCGAAGCGCGGUGCAGCAGAUCAAGGCCAAAAUCUUGCGGAAGGACCGUGUCUGCGUACCGCGGCUGGAUCAAAUCCCCGGGGUUUCCUCGGCCGUAUCCUUCCGCCAUGACAGAGGACGAUCGGGUCUGCACGUGGACCAUCCGCCUCCCGCAGUCCAGGGGCAUCAAGAUCACACUCUACGGCUUCGACUUGAACUUCGAACAGACCGGGGUCGGACCGACGAACGACGCGCUGCACAUCUACAUGGACGAGUCGUGUAGCAGUCUGCUGAGGAGUUACGAGGGAAACUUUACCGACGCCGACCUAAUUCACAUUCCCAGCAACACGGCGUGCAUCAAAUUCCUCAGGAGGACCCAGCAGAAUUACCAGCACAACGGAUUUUCCUUGGGUUAUGAAGCUGUAGAUUCUAGCGACGACUGCGACAACAACCAGACAACCACGUUGGUGUCAGACGAGGGCUACAUCUACAGCCCGGGAUACCCUGUCACCAGUUACCAACAGGAGCUGAACUGCAGCUGGCACAUCCAGGCCCGGCCCGACCAGACCGUGCAGAUCACCUUCCUGGACUUCCAGCUCAGCUAUACCUUCAGCUGCGACUUUGCCACGGAUUACGUGCAGGUGUUCGAGCUGAACUCGUCCAUGAACUUGAAGUACUGUGACCAGGACUCCCCGGCACCCUUCUCCAGCUACUCUAACAACGUCUGGGUGGUCUUCAAGUCCGGCAGGUGGAGGAAUAAAGGCUUCUGGCUGCACUAUAAAGCUAACACAGACGGUGUUCUGUCGGACGAACCCAUCCCUGACUACCGCCAGAUCGUGGACGAGUGGAGGAACUCAAACUCCGCACUGAUGCCGUACGAAGGUAGGGAAAGGGGAGCAAGACCAUGGCAAUCUUAUACCGAAUCAAAAGGACACUUUGUGGCCAUGCCGCUUUGUCUGGUAACACCGCUGGUGGUCACAGCCGUCUGGACUGCAAGAUUAUAGCUCUCAUUCCUGACGUAGACGCAAUGUAUAUAAAUAAUAACCUCUUUCACAUUCUUAAGUACUACGUGGAGAAAAUAUGUCGUUGUAUUUAUGAUCACAACCCAUCAUUAUACAGGCCUAUGCUCAGGCACCGUUCUGGAUAGUCGUAUCUAGAGCCGUGCUUUAUCCAGAACUAUGCACUAAUGCUUAGGUCACAUU